Messenger RNA from Linum tenue, 823 nucleotides. The record is from the annotation of a GenBank genome assembly. NCBI's taxonomy places the organism in Eukaryota, Viridiplantae, Streptophyta, Magnoliopsida, Malpighiales, Linaceae.
UUUUUCCUCCCUCGUCAAAAAGCUUCCAACUUUCUCAGAGAUCAACCCCCAAAGUUCUCAGCUCUUUCGUCAACACACAAAUGAAGAACCAAGCAUUGUCUCACUGCUUCAUCGUCCUGGCAGCAGCAGCCAUGGUGAUGAUCAGCCACUCAGCAGCAAGGGUGUUCAAGGUUGGUGAUGAUUUCGGGUGGCAAGAACCAACCAACAACUCUCAGCUCUACACUCAGUGGGCCACCACCAACAGAUUCCAAGUUGGAGAUUCCCUCUUGUUCGAGUACAAGAACGACGAAUCAGUAGCACAAGUGGACAAAUGGGGGUACUACCACUGCAACACGAGCACAGCAACAGCGGUUUUCGACAACGGGAGGAGCAGUUUCGAGCUGGAGCAGCCGGGGCCUUUCUACUUCAUUAGUGGAAACUUCAACCACUGCAACAAUGGGCAGUUACUUGUUGUUGAAGUAAUGUCGAUGCACCAUCCGCAUCAUCCAUCCAUUUCGCCUCAGCCUGCCUAUGCUUAUCCACCAAAACCAGAAGGACCUUCUUCUUCUUCUUCCAUGGUGCCAUCAUCAUCUGAAUCUCAUCAGCCGAAUUCUGCAGUGAUGGUGUCGGUUAUCGUCAGUUCUGUCACUGUUGUUCUCAUUGCCACAUUUGUUGCCCUGUUUUCCUGUGCACCAUGAAACCACCAGAAUUUCUCUUGUUGGGAAUUCUCUCUGUAAUUUGGUUUUUGUUUGGUUUUCUAUAGUGUCAGUCGGAUUCUAGUUGUUGAUUGUUAUUUAUUGUUUGGCUCAUGUUAUAGUUUAUUUAGGAGUUUGAGAUUCUUGGA